Messenger RNA from Aspergillus mulundensis, 948 nucleotides. RefSeq names its product thioesterase family protein. The record is from RefSeq and is a predicted model, not a curated record. Lineage: Eukaryota; Fungi; Ascomycota; Eurotiomycetes; Eurotiales; Aspergillaceae. The transcript is spliced from 3 exons. The coding region runs from base 1 to 948 and encodes 315 amino acids.
AUGGCAUCUCAGUGGAAACCAUCGCUAUUAGAGGCAACAUCUACGCUGUCUUUUGAGAAUGGGUCUUCAGACCGCUUUAUAGCCAAAAUUUCCCGUGACUGGUGCACACAGCAUUCAGUUUUGGGAGGAUAUCUCACGGCCCUGAUGCUCGCCGCCGCGCGGAAGUAUGCCAGCAUCGAGACAGAGGCCGUACUCAAUUACCCCGACCCCGUACAUGUCUUCGCCCAGUUUCUCCUAAAAGUCCCCCCAGGCCAAGUGUCUGUCUCUUGCAAAAUACUCCGCGCCACAUCACGACUAUGCGUCGUCAGGGUGGAGCUAGAACUGCCCGGGCAGUCGAACUCUGGACACGGCCAGCCGCAACCAUCCACGGCGUGCAUUGCAAUCGCUACAUUUGCCGAUCUGGAGAAAGAGAACGGACUGACGCAAGGUGCUACUGCACCUGAAUCUUCAAGUGCACAUCCAGCUCCGCUUCCCUCUCGGGAAAAGGAAUGCAUCACAAUCGACGACCCGGUCGUAGACGCAACCCCCGUGACUCGCAAAUUGCACUGGGUUGCCCCUCGCUCUGUCGAUGGACGAUGGGGUCACCGACUGGGUGGGCACCAGCGUGAAGUUUGGCUUUCAUUUCGAGAUGGGUCUGCCAUUUCUGAUCUUCUUCAUCUGGCUCUGCUUACGGAUAUGCCCCUUCAGCCACCGGCAACCCACACAGCGGGCUUCUACACGCGCCAUGCUCUCUCCACACUCUGUCUAUCGGUGGAGUUCAAGAAGCGGCCCGACCCGAGCACGAAAUGGGUCUUGGUGCGAUCGAAUUCACUCAGGGUAGCAGAUGGGCGGUACGAUGCGAAUGUGCAGAUUCUGAACGAGGAUGGAGAUAUUCUCGCAUUGGGCAAUCAUGUGGUGUAUAUCUCAGAUUUGAAGGGGGAGAAGGAGCCGAAGACAGCGAAGAUGUGA